Carassius gibelio (silver crucian carp) is the source of this 10373-nucleotide messenger RNA. RefSeq lists its product as uncharacterized. The record is from RefSeq and is a predicted model, not a curated record. The coding region runs from base 4266 to 5564 and encodes 432 amino acids. NCBI's taxonomy places the organism in Eukaryota, Metazoa, Chordata, Actinopteri, Cypriniformes, Cyprinidae. The transcript is spliced from 4 exons.
AAGUUUGUGUAAACAAGAUCUGAUUUUGUACAAGAUAAACAAAUCUCACAAAUUACUUAAUAUAUCUACCUGUCAGAAAGACCAUAGGAACGGAAAUUAAGAAACUGUUUCUGACGGACUGAUAUUGUAGUUGCUACUUCCAGUAGACUGAUGCAAUAGCCAGCUCCAGACGUGCGCUCUCCAUUAUUGUUCAAUGUUGUGCGUUCAUGCAAACAAAUGUGAGUAAUCAUGUAAAUAUUUAACACUUUGUAGUUAUAAUUGUGAAUGUCUGGCGAUCUGUGGAAUAUUUUAGAGAUGUGUAAUGACGAUCGCGAUUUGACCGCGAAUAGGCGCUAAUUUCCAUAAGACGCGUUAGUCUGAUCACAUUGAACACACCUGCUGUUGUAUUUCAUGCUGCGUCAUGCCGUGUAUUGGAGUUUACAUAUAUAAUAUUCAUAUAUUAUCUGAUAGUUAAAUAUUCAUUUGUGAUGAGUGAUUUAAUCAGUUAUUGAUAUUUUGUGAGUUAAUUUGCAGUGAAUAUAUACAGAUGUUGUAUUCAUAUUGUAUUCUCUUUAUCUGUUUAACAGACCACACAACGCAAUAACCUAUGUCAAAUACUGCCAUUUGAUCCAUCACAUCUUCAGAUGAUGUUGUAAGGGAUAUCAGUGCUUACCUGAAAAGUACUAUUAAAGAAAAGCUAGAAAGGAUUCACAUCGACCAUGCUUGAUUCUCUAUCCGGAAUCAAUGUCCAUAUUUGUCCGCCAGUAGAACUGAGAAUUUAACAAGGUUGACAGAGGUGGUAAUCUGCAACAAAUUGGUCCUUCGAGCCGGAUUACUGGCAACAGCAAACAAUAUGGACACUGCAGCUAGUGAUGCAGCGGAGCCUGUGGUCAGACCCAAGAGACAAAGUAAACCACCUUCACACCUGAGUGACUAUGAGGUUGGCUACAUACCUCUAGUGGACCCUCCUCCAAUCUCUUCUUCUCGCUGUCACAGCCAACAUAAGAGCCAAUCGAGGAAAACGUCCCACAGUAAAGCCAGCUCUCAUUCCAGAUCCAGUGGUCAUUCCAUUAUCUCUGGUGUGCAAGCUACUUCUGCACUCACAAGCAGUCAGGCAGCCAUGGUGGACGAGAGAAUCAAGCAGAGGCAGUAUGACAACUUACGUCAGCAGAUAGAGGAGGACACGUUGGCAGAAAUAGAAUAUCAGAGGCUGCAAACACAAGCUAAAGAGGCUCAACGUGUUCAGGGAGAGGCUCUCAUGGCAAAGGAAGCACUAACUAACUAAUUAGAACGACGACGUAAGCUAAAAAAGGCAGAGACUGACCUAGAAGUGGCCAAACUUGUGAAUUCUUUGCUCAGCCAAGACUUGAGUGUGGAUGAUGCGGGUCCUGAAAGAUCCCCAGACACAACCGUGCCACCACCACAGUCACUUCAUGCCAGCCCAGUCCAGUCUCAUGUAUCUCCGCAAUCUCCCAGCCCUGUAUUGUCCAUGAUGCAAGCAAAGCAGACUGUCUCAGAGGCACAGAGCACAUCAAGGGGACUAUGCAUAGUUCAGUCACUCAAAACUCCUCCAUUGACAUUACAAGCAACUAUGCCAUUACUGGUUCCAGCUUACACCGCACAUCCGCUGUCCGCAUGUACAGUCACUCAAACCCAAGGAAGAUCACAAGUAGCACAUUAUCAGGAGAAUAUGUCACAUGUCUUGCAGCAGCCAAGCCCAGUCUCAAUACCACUACCUCAAUUCAACCCUGUGCAACAAGCAGCGACUCAGCUUGCGACACCAUACACAGGUAGUGUUCUGACAUCACAGACUAGACCUCCUGUUGCACCCAUUGCAUCAACCUCACAUGUGAAUACUCCAUUACAAAGGCAAUCAGCCCCUCUUAUGAGUCAGAAUCAGCCUAUUCCAACCACUCAUCAUAGAGCACCUCUCUUAUCUAACACACCUAUCUGCCCUCAACCAUAUUCACCUCUACCUGUUCCUCAAGCUGGUUACAUACCUCAACCCGGGACAGAACUUCUGAUGGCAGCAGCCUAUGGCAUUCCUCACCCCACACUACCAGUGUUUGAGAGUGGCACUGAAAGUGACUUUGCCUUGUUGAGAGAAAUCUGUCAAGCCUUUUGCACCGGCACAAGUAAAAGUCAUUUCCAAGCCAAAGCCCUAUUGUCCUCAUUGCGACAACCAAGAUCACUGUCUCAACUCCUGUGAUAAAUUCAAAAGGCUGACCACUGCACAGAUCAUCACCUGGAUCGCAGAGGGCAAACGCUGUUGGAAGUGUGGUCGGAAUCAUUCAGCUGACUCCUGUAACCUCAAGCGACCGUGUACAAUCUGCAAAGAGCUUCACCUUACCGUGCUGCAUGACUCAAUUAAUGACACCUCCAGAGCAGUGCUUAUGGUAAGCCUACCAUCGACACAGAUAUAUCUAGAUAGACCCAACCGCUCACAGAAAGUCAUGCUUAAAGUAGUCAGAGUCCUCUUGCACAAUGGUGGCCAAACCAUGGAAGCUCACGCUGUCUUAGAUGACGGCUCUGAAAGAACUAUCGUCCUUCCCCAAGUGGUUCAACAGCUCAGGCUAAAUGGAGCUCCAGAAGUUCUUCCCUUGCAGACAAUCCACCAGAGCCAUACCAAACUUGAUGGGUCCACAGUAACCUUUGAGGUGUCUUCUCUCAUCAAACCUACAGAGAGGUAUGUGAUUCGAAACGCAUUUACUGCCUCUGGUUUAAGCCUUGCUGAACAUACUUACACUGUGGCAGCACUCCAGAAAGCAUAUCGCCACUUGAGAGGUCUACCCUUACAACCAGUUGACAACGUCAAACCCUUACUCCUCAUAGGGUCUGAUAUGCCACACCUCCUGAUGCCAGUUCAGCCAGUGCGAAGAGGAGCAGAGAGCAGCCCCAUUGCCAUAUGUACCAAGCUUGGUUGGGUACUGCAAGGCCCAACCCUUACGAAAAUUAACCAUGGUUUUACUACAAAUAAAACCAAAAAAUCAUGGUUACUGUAGUUAAACCAUGGUAACCACAAACUAACCAUGGUUUUGCUAUAUUAACCAUAGUUUAACCACGGUAUUUGUAGUAAAUCUGUGGUUUUACAAAUGGCAGUCAAUAUGCCAAAAAACCAUGGGUUACUACAGUUUUACUAUAAUAAAACCAUGGUUAUUUUUUGUAAGGGAAUGUGUCCAAUUCAGCCCCCUAAAGGUCUGCAACAAUGUUUGCAUAUUAUGACAGCCCCAACACGUGACGAGCUGUAUCAGCAUGUUGAGCGCUUGUGGCAAGUUGACACUGUUCCAUACAAUGAAAAGGUGAUAACAAGAUCGAAACAAGACCAACAGUGCUAUAACCUUUUGCAGACUGCCACUGUCAGAGUGAACGUGGAUGGUGUCCUGCGGUAUGCUACUCCACUGCUGAGGCGCACUCCUAUCACUUUGCUUAACGCAGGUAUGGAGUCUGUGCUCCCCAGCUUAAGAAACAUUGAGAGAAAACUGGCCAAGAAUCCUGAGCAAGCACAAGUUUACUGUUCUGAGAUUCAAAAGCUUGAAUCAGCAGGCUACAUUGCUAAGAUAGCACCAGAUGAGGUAGACAAGUCCACAGAGUCGUGGUUCAUUCCCCACCACAUAGUGCACCACAAUGGAAAGGAUCGAAUAGUCUACAACUGUUCCUUCCAGUACCAUGGUCAGAGCUUGAAUCAACUCCUUCCAGGGCCAACACUUGGGCCAUCUCUGUUGGGCAUGAUAUUGAGGUUCCGACAACAUGCAGUUGCAGUGAGCGGGGACAUAAAAGGCAUGUUCCACCAAGUACGUUUAUUACCUGGUGACAAAUCGGUACUGCGAUUCAUCUGGAGGAACAUGAACCAGGAAGCUCACCCAGACAUUUACGAGUGGCAGGUACUUCCCUUCGGUACGACCUGCAGCCCAUGCUGCGCCACUUAUGCUCUUCAGUAUCAUGCCCAAGAAUACCGACAUACCAUGGCUGGAUUAGUUGACAUAGUGGAGACCUCAUUUUAUGUGGAUAACUGCCUUCACAGUACCCCCGAUCAAGGUGAGGCCAAGGCCAUAAUAGAUGGAUUGCGUCAGUCCUUGUUACAGGGAGGCUUUGAAAUCUGACAAUGGGCAUCCAAUGUGCCAUCCAUUCUCCGGCACCUCCCAUCGGAAGCAAGAUCAGCUAGUAGUGAGUGCUGGUUGUCUCAGAGUAGCACUGACCUGCAAGAACUUACACUCGGCUUACAAUGGAAUUGCCUCGACGACACCCUUGGGUAUAGAAACCGUGUAGCAGAACCUGCUCAGCCCACUAUGAGGAACCUGUAUAAGACUUUGGCAAGCCAAUAUGACCCCUUGGGGUUCAUCCUUCCCUUCACCACGAGGGCAAAGACUCUGAUCCAGGAUCUCUGGAAACACAACCUAAGCUGGGAUGACCCUAUUGAACCCUUACAUCUACGUGAGAAAUGGUCCACAUGGAUUGCAGAGCUUUCCAGUAUCACCAAACUACAAUUCCCUCGACCUUAUGCUCCUGGCAAGUCCGACACUCCGUCCACUGUCAGAGAGUUACAUGUCUUUUGCGACACCUCUGAGAGGGUAUAUGGAUCUGUCGCCUACCUUCAGGUCAACGACGAGAGUGAUGAAGUCCAUGUCACCUUUGUCCUUGCUCGAUCGAGAGUGGCCCCUAGGAAAUGUCUAUCUAUGCCCCGCCUGGAGUUGUGCGCGGCGCUCUCUGGAGCUCAGAUGGCCAAAGUCAUACAGACUGAACUUACCAUUCCCAUACACCAAGUCACAUACUGGACCGAUUCAACCACGGUGCUGCAUUGGUUAAAAUCAGAAUCUUGCCGAUACAAAGUCUUUGUGGGGUCCAGAGUAGCCGAGAUCCAGACACUGACAGAUGUUUCCAGAUGGCGGUAUGUUGACUCUGCUAGAAAUCCCGCUGACCACAUCACCAGGGGUCUUACUUUAGCGGAAAUAGCUUGCCCCCACCAAUGGAGAUCCGGUCCUUCCUUCCUGACUCAACCACAGAAUAAGUGGCCAGCAUUACCCAGUACAGGAUCUGAACCAGACCUGAGUGAGAUGAAAAGAGCAUCCUUUGUUGGAGCAAUCACAGUUGUUCCCAGUCCAGUGCCUUUAGACAUCAGUCAAUUCAGAACCUGGAAGGAGCUACUUCAAGCAACUGUGGAGUCCUGUGAUGGGGCGGCCAACUCUGACAACUCUUCUGAAGCCUCAAGGUAUAUACAGGCAGAGAAGCUCCUCUUAGCACAGGCACAGCUUGAUUCAUUUCCAGAAGAAUUGCGGGCUUUGAAAGCUGGACAAUUCAUCUCGACAGACAGCCGAUUGAGGUCUCUUGCUCCAGAAUAUGACAAAAAUACUGGUCUUAUCAGAGUGGGAGGACGACUUCGUCGUAUUGAAACCCUGCCUCCUGAUUUCAUUCACCCUAUUGUUCUAGACCCUCAACAUCAGGUCACAAAGUUGCUCAUCCAAGACAUAGAUCAACAGCUCAAUCAUCCUGGUGCAGAACGAGUACUAGCGGAGCUACGCCGUCAAUAUUGGGUGCUUAGAGGCCGUGAAGCUGUGCGCAGACACCAACAUUUCUGUCAGGAUUGCUAAUUUUGGCGCUCCAAGCCACAGAACCCAAAGAUGGCUGACCUUCCACCAUGCAGGCUACGUCUGUUCAAGCCACCAUUCUUCUCCACUGGCGUAGACUGCUUCGGGCCCUUUCAGGUGAAGAUAGGUCGACGUCAUGAAAAGAGAUGGGGGAUCUUAUAUAAGUGCUUGACGACCAGAUGUUUACAUCUUGAUCUCCUUGAACACCUAGACACAGACGCCUUUCUCCUGUCUUUACGACGCUUUAUAGCCCGGAGAGGGAAUCCCUUUGAGAUACUAUGUGACAACGGCACCAACUUCACUGGAGGCGAUCAUGAGUUAAGAGAAUCCUUUAGUCAAAUGACACCUGAACUUCAGACACAACUAGCUAAACAGCAGAUCCAGUUUCACCAUAUCCCACCGAGCUCCCCUCAUUUUGGCGGUACAUGGCAGCGAGAGGUGAAGUCAGUUAAGACUGCUUUACGAGUCAUUUACAGGAACAAUUCGUGCCUGAAUCUGUGCUGCAAACAUUACUAGUGGAAGUAGAGGGCAUACUCAAUUCCAAGCCACUUGGCUAUGUUUCAUCGGACAUUGCAGACCCGGACCCUGUGACCCCGAACAUGUUACUCAUGGGACGCCGUGAUGCCUCCUUACCACAAGUCCUUUAUGACUCCAACGAGCUCUUGGGCAAACGCAGGUGGCGACAUAGCCAGGUAUUGGCUGAUCAGUUCUGGAUUGCUUUCAUACGCAGCUAUCUACCAGAACUACAGGGCAGACAGAAAUGGACAUCGGAUGGCAAAGGGUUGGCAGUAGGACAAGUGGUGCUCCUAAUUGACCAUCAACUCCCACGAGCACUAUGGCCUGUGGGUACCGUGACAGAGACCUAUGCAGGAGCAGACAAGAGGAUUCGGACAGCUAAAGUCAAAGUCAAGGACAAAACAUAUCUGUUUAACAGACCACUGAGGGGAAGUCGUGGCAUAAUGGUUAGAGGGUUGGACUCCCAAUCGAAGGGUUGUGGGUUCUAGUCUCGGGCCGGACGGAAUUGUGGGUGGGGGGGGGGGUGCAUGUACAGUUCUCUCUCCACCUUCAAUACCAUGACUUAGGUGCCCUUGAGCAAGGCAUCGAACCCCCAACUGCUCCCCGGGCGCCGCAGCAUAAAUGGCUGCCCACUGCUCCGGGUGUGUGCUCACAGUGUGUGUGUGUGUGUGUGUUCACUGCUCUGUGUGUGUGCAUUUCGGAUGGGUUAAAUGCAGAGCACAAAUUCUGAGUAUGGGUCACCAUACUUGGCUGAAUGGCUGAAUGUCACUUCACACAACGCAAUAACCUAUGUCAAAUACUGCCAUUUGAUCCAUCACAUCUUCAGAUGAUGUUGUAAGGGAUAUAACUGCUUACCUGAAAAGUACUAUUAAAGAAAAGCUUGAUAUCAACAUUACCCUUACAUUAAAAUAAGAAUUUUCAAGAAAUUAAAACUUUUAUUAAGCAAGGAUGCAUUCAAUUGAUCAAAAGUGACCAAAAAAAUAGUUCUACAAAACAAUUAUAUUUCGAAUAAAAGGUGUUGUUCCGAACUUUCUAUUCAUCUGUGAAUCCUGAAAAAUGUAAUGUAUCACAGUUUCCACAAAAAUAUGAAAGGUUUUCUACAUUGGUAAAAAUCAGAAAUGUUUCUUGAAUAGCAAAUCAGCAUCAAGGUUAUUAAAUAAAUAACUAAUAAGUAAUAAGUAAGCAUCACAAACGGCCAUUUGAGUCGAGUUAGAUCGGGACAGAGCGGGCCCGCGAAUCAUUUGAAUCAUUUGAGUCAUAUCGCAACUUCAGAGCGGGUUAACGAAUCAUUUGAGUCGAGUCAGAUCGGGACUUCAGAGCGGGUACGCGAAUCAUUUGAGUCUUUCCCACCCAGUACCGGACAUCAUUUGGACGUCGUAUUCUGGUCUAAAUCAAGACGGCCCGUCAUGGCCAUCUUUUAGACCAAAAAGCGAUGUUGAAAAUUGGUCUUCAUUUGUUCCAUCGGAUUUGGUCCAAAUUAAGACAAAAAAGUGACAUUUAACGUCUUUUAUUAAAAAAAAUUUUAAAUCCAAAUUUAGCCCAAAAAUAAAUGUAGAUGGGCUUUAGUCCAAAUUUAGCAGAAAAAAACUUUUAUUUUGCACCACGAAGCCAUUAACAUAAACUAGUGAAGAAAUAUAGGCUAUUAGACAUCAUGUCUGAAGCACUGUUAAAUAUAUUGAAAUAUAUUUUGAAAACACUUGAUGGUCACGCGCUGAACUGGAGCAGAGGACGUCACCAUGGAAACGGGGCUCAGCCCAACCAUGGUUGCCAGGGUAGCGGUUUUCAGCACAAUUUGGCUAUUUUAGAAAAGGAGUUGCUGGAAAAAAUAGUUGCGGGUUGCGUUUUUUUGGGCUACAUUUAUAAUGUACCGCGGCCGCAAAAAAAAUUAAAUUUGGCUAGAGCAGAAUUCUUUGCUAAAUAUAAUGAGGAUUCGAGCUUACAUGCAAAGAAGAAACAUAUGCUGCCAUGAAUUUAAACCAUCACCACGGAUGCUUUCUUUCUUUACUGCUGAAAUCUAUUCAGCACCACCUGAGAAGGGUGGGGAAGAGAGCACCAAUGUCUAAAAUAAAACAGCCCCGAUAUUGUAUAUGGUUCUGUUCAAAUCUGUAAUCAAAAUGAGGCUGCGCAGUUAGACCAUCUAAGAAGAAAAUGUUGUGAAAAGUUCUGAAAAAAGAGAAGACAAACAACAACAAAAACAAAGGGACAAGUGUUCAAGUUCACCCAGUAAGCAUAUCUGUAAUAAUAUUAGUGGUGGGCCGUUAUCGCCGUUAACGUGCUGCGUUAACGCAAGACUCUUAUCGGGCGAUAAAACAAAUAUCGCCGUUAAUCUAUUCUCAAAGUUGGGUUGGGAGCUGGGUCUAUACUAAGCAAGCUAUGAUGACUUUCACCUUGAUAUUUUAUAUAACUGACUCGCUGAGGACAGCCUAAAAAGAUGACAGGACAGUUGACGGGCCACUGCUGCGCAUCGUCACGAAAGCUUAUCUUUCUCACGUGUUGUUAAGCCGUACCGCUUGUCGAUUUAAACAUUAAAAUAUCCAAAAACUAAACGCGGAGAAGCUGAACAGAGUAGCGCGUGCCGUUCGGUGCGCACGAGAGAGAGAGAGAUUUUUUUAAUCUAGAUUAAUCUCACUGUGAUCUUGAAAUUAAUCUAGAUUAAUCUAAAUUAAAAUGGCUCAUUCGAAUUCUGCCGAAGGCAUUCAGAAUAUGUGUUAUCCAAAUAAAAUUGACAAACAGUAAGUCUUUGAGAAGGGGUUUAUCAAGCUAGGUGGUGCAUUAUAAAAGGGGCUCAUCUCCUGUUUCCAAAAUGUUUCACAAAGUGCUUGAAAAAGCUGUAAACUAAUUCCACAUUGCACAAGGUGCAAACAACCUUACGCCUGUUUCACACCAAUGUUUAAGUUUUUUUUUCAAGUUUGUAGGUGUCAAGGUACAGAAACCAAAUAAUAGCACUGGAUAGUCUUCAAUGUAAAAAUUAAAUAUACAAUCAAACCUACAUUUAUUCAGACACCUUCAACAUUUCUCACAUUAUUACAGUUUUGCUAUAUACUGUAUAUCAAUAAUUAUAUCUGGUUUCUGAAUAAUUUUUGGUUUGACUGUUAAAACUACAAAGAAAUUCAGUCAAGAGCAGUGAGUGAUUUUCAUUUUCAUUUUCUUGGAUUAACAUUACAGAGGCCAGUAGCUAAAUUAUGGCGCGGCCACUUUAAGAGACCAUGAACUCAUCCAAUAUCAUUCACAUCCCAUUUUUUCCCUCAACUGUUUACUUUCACUUAAGAAAUAACUGACAGUUUUUUCGAUCAUAAUUUCCAAGGUGGAUAUUUUAUUGAUAAAAGCCAGUGUAUGUUAAUUUAGUUUAACAGUGUGUGAAUUUUAAUAUUGAUGCUUGUGUGUAAACAGAACAGCCGCAAAUCUGGAGAGAAAAGCAUGAGAGAAGUGCUGAGAAGAGAAAAAGAAUCAGAGGGACGUAUCAAGGCCUCACAGCGACCGUCCUCAAACAGGGAUCCAAUCAGGCGAUCCGGUUCUUCGUCAUGACCUCUCUGAGGAACUGGUACAAGGGUGACAAUCCCAACAAAUCCAUCAACCCCGUCAUCACCGGAGCGUUCGGUGCGAUCGCAGGAGCGGCGAGUGUGUUUGGAAACACGCCGCUGGACGUCAUCAAGACCAGAAUGCAGGGUUUGGAAGCUCAUAAAUAUAAAAACACAAUGGAUUGUGCCCUGAAGAUCAUGCAGCAUGAAGGACCAGCAGCGUAAGUGUGUGUGUGUAAUGACAUGGGUAUGACACAGGUAUUACAAGGAGAGGGUGACUUAUGAGGACAUAACCCAUGUCCCCAUUUUUCAAAACGCUUAUAAAUCAUACAGGAUGAGUUUUUUUGAGAAAGUAAAAAUGCACAAAGUUUCCUGUGAGGGUUAGGGUUAGGUGUAGGGUUGGUAAAGGGCCAUAGAAUAUACAGUUUGUACAGUAUAAAAACCAUUACACCUAUGGGAUGUCCCCACUUUUCACAAAAACAAACAUGUGUGUGUUUGUGUGUGUGUGUGUGUGUGUGUGUGUGUGUGUAAGAGAAAUAGUGUCAUCUAUCUAUCGUUUCUUGAUCCUAAUUGAAUGUGCAGUGCUGCAUUGACAGAUCUGUGUGUGUGUGUGUGUGUGUGUGUAUGUGUGUGUGUGUUUGGGGCCUUUAGAAAUACUCUUUGGGAUUGUUUGUGCCAUAUCCUGUGAUGUGUAUGUUCUUGGCCUUUUCUUUGUAGAUCUAGACUGAAGGCUUCUUAGACUAAAUGCUAAUGUGCUAAUAAAAUUAUUUUACAUUGA